Molecule: messenger RNA, 1031 nt
Organism: Desarmillaria tabescens
Lineage: Eukaryota; Fungi; Basidiomycota; Agaricomycetes; Agaricales; Physalacriaceae
Product: P-loop containing nucleoside triphosphate hydrolase protein
Exons: 3
Coding region: 1-870 (289 amino acids)
Biological process (GO): double-strand break repair via homologous recombination
Cellular component (GO): cytoplasm; nucleus; chromosome
Molecular function (GO): 3'-5' DNA helicase activity; nucleic acid binding; ATP binding
Source: RefSeq, a predicted model, not a curated record
AUGGGAACAAUAUCUGGUUCUAAAACUAUCUUUGAAUCUCUCGACAACAUCAGGAAUGCUGGCUUUGAUGAUCUCUCUCAGUACAUCACCCAUUUUGUUGAUGUGGAUCAUGUUCCAUCAACGUACAUCUCUACGCUUUCACGAGACCAACAGAUCAUCUGCUACCGUCUCUUUCUCUUGGCUUACCUUGUGACCUGUGGAAGGGAGGCACCUAGAGAGAUGCAGCUUCGAGCAGCAUUAGCCUCGUAUGAAAGAAGGGACUCGGCGGUUAUUGCAGGGACAGGGUCGGGAAAAACCCUUAUCAUCGCUCUUCUUAUCUUGUUGGACCACCCUUCGAAUGGUGUCAGCAUCACGAUAUACCCUCUGAAGCACCUUCAAUUGACCCAGGCGAGAGACUUUGUUAUAAAGUACAAGAUCAAUACUAUUGCAAUAAAUGAUGAUACGUCACGGAAUCAGUCAUUCUGGGAUAAUAUGAUAUUUAAUGGCAAAACCAAGACGCUGGGAACUGUCAAGCACUUCAUUGUAACUACGGAACAAGUGUUCAAAUCCAAGGAAGGAUAUCUCACACGAUUUGGUCAUCUCAUCCGGACGCUGGCGUUUCGGAAAACAAUCAGGCAUGUUUUUGUAGACGAGGCUCACUUCAUUUAUUUCGCUGGUACUCCACAGUACAACGUUCCCGCAUUCCGACCAUCCUGGGGUCGCUUGAAUGAGAUAAAAAUACUCCCCUCCAUUCCUUGGCAGGUAUUAACAGCGACGUCGCCACUUCAUGUUCUCUCGGUCAUUGAGAGUGCUGUCCUUCACUUGGAGUUUAAAGUUGAGAGGACAUGUCCAAUGAAAGAGGGGUGUAAAAUACACCAGAGAAGGACUUAAAUCGAUUUCUAUGGCUGGCAGACAUGACGGACAGGGAAAAUACACGAAAACGCGUCGAGAUCACUACGAUCACCAGUAAAACCUAAAUAUGGAAGCCCCUUCUCUGACCUUUUUGGGAUCCGGCAAUUCCAUAAAUUUAUCAAAGGGAAUUCAAACUCAGC